AUAUUUCAAGAAAUUGAAUAUCGUUUUCAAAUCAAGGGUCAUACUAGAAAUUCAGUUGAUCGCGGAUUUGGUCUUACGAAGCGAGAGUAUACUAGGUCAGAAGUUUGGUGUAUUGAUCAAUUAUUAGAUGUAAUUGAUAGAAGCGCAAACAACAAUAUACCCAUAAAUUUAGAAGACCAAAUAGGACCAUUCCGUGAUUGGACUUCGGCACUUAGCACAUUAUACCGUAGGCCUCCCGCUAUACAAAAAUAUCACAUCUUUCAAUUUAGUCAUGAAAGACCCGGUAUAAUGAGAGCUAAAGUAAGAAUCGAUGACCCUUGGGAUGAAUUUCAGUUAUUGAAACGAAAUGUCAAUGUUAUAGCUUUGAAUCCUCAGGAGCUUCAACCAAAGGGUCUUCCAGAAGAAAAGCAAGUAGAACUCUGGGAAAAAAUUCGUCCAUACUGCCCAGUUGCCUUCCGUGAUGAGCUUUGUCCUAAACCACAAAACGAUCUAUUUGAGAGGGCAGGAGACGUAGAACAUAAAACUCUACCCGCGGCAGAAGCAACAGAGACAGAGACAUCGGGAAUCGCUUCAAAUUCUAGUUUACCAGGAGAAACCAGCAAGAGGGGAAGAUCAGCUUCUGCGUCGAAAUUAGAUCGGAGCAAAUCUAAAAAAAAGAAAG
Messenger RNA from Cetraspora pellucida, 661 nucleotides. The record is from the annotation of a GenBank genome assembly. NCBI's taxonomy places the organism in Eukaryota, Fungi, Glomeromycota, Glomeromycetes, Diversisporales, Gigasporaceae.